UUCAAAGAUGGUGUCCCUGUUGAUGAUGUUUCUAAUUCUCAAACAAAUGGGAAAGUUAUAUAACUUUACCAAGGACUUCACUGGGACUAAACGUCUGAGUGUGAAGAGAGGAGUUGACAGCUUUAACCUGACCAUAUCGAAGACACAGUUUAUUUAUUUUUGUUUAACCUUUAUUUAACUAGACAAGUCAGUUAGGGGACUCAGCUACAUACUACUCUGCUGCUAUUUAAAUGGACAAAGUCAAAGAUUUAGAGUCCAAGAGUAUGUCUAUUGUACAGCAGCCAGGAGACUCUGUGACUCUGAACUGUACAAUACACACUGAGACCUGUGUAGGAGAACACAGUGUCUAUUGGUUCAGACAUGGCUCAGGAGAAUCCUGCUCAGGAAUCAUUUACACCCAUGGAGACAGGAGUGAUCAGUGUGAGAAGAGCUCUGAGGCUGGGUCUCCUACACAGAGCUGUGUCUACAACCUCCCCAAGAGGAACCUCAGCGUCUCUGAUGCUGGGACUUACUACUGUGCUGUGGCCUCAUGUGGGGAGAUACUGUUUGGGAACGGGACCAAGCUGGACAUUCAAGUUCCAGAGCAUCCUCCUCCAUUUCAUCUGACUCCUACUGUUCUGGCCUUGGUCGUCUCCAAUAUCGUUCUGGGGAUAGUGACCCUUCUACUUGUCUGGGCGCUGUGCAAAACUCUGAAUAGAGAUAGCAGAGGGAGGACAGGUGUCCCAUCGUCCCAGGGCAAUCAGAAUCAAGACAGUGACGUGUUGAACUACGCAGCUGUCAGUUUCACCCCCAAGAAGAAGUCCUCCUCUAGAACAGCGAGAGAGAAGACCAGCAGAGAGGAUGCAGUGUACUCUGAUGUCAGAUACCUUCAGCAGCAGUGAAAUAUCACCACUGUCACAAAGACUACAAGAAGCAACAUUUUAUUAUUUAGUAACUUAAAUUACUUAGUAAUUUACAAGUCGAUAAAGAAAACUUUAGAUUUAGAUUUACAUAAUGAUCCUGUCCAGCCUUAAAUAGCCAUAACUUUUGACAGUUUGUAAGAAAUCAUCUGAUAGAGAAUCCCAUUUUUGCUGUAUGACUGUGCAUUUUUAACAUA
Molecule: messenger RNA, 1096 nt
Organism: Oncorhynchus gorbuscha (pink salmon)
Lineage: Eukaryota; Metazoa; Chordata; Actinopteri; Salmoniformes; Salmonidae
Exons: 5
Coding region: 231-881 (216 amino acids)
Biological process (GO): response to bacterium
Source: RefSeq, a predicted model, not a curated record